AUGGCAUGGUUGCACAAGUUUGUGAAGAAAAUGCUAUCGUUGAAAGUCAGGGCGUACGUGAAGGACUACUGCAAGAGGAACGGGCUGCUGACGCUCUCGGUCUUCGCUGUAGUGACGGGCUGCAUGCUUGGAUUUGCCCUCAGGUCGCUCAACCUGUCCACACAGGCUAGGAUCUACUUCUCCUUCCCCGGAGAAUUACUCAUGAGGAUGUUAAAGAUGUUGAUUCUGCCGCUCAUCACCUCCAGUCUUAUGUCCGGCCUGUCAGCCAUGGACACGAAGGCAAGCGGUCGGCUGGGAGUCCUGACCAUCACUUACUACCUGUGGACGACCUUCAUCGCCGUCAUCGUCGGCAUCGUGCUGGUGCUCGUCAUUCACCCGGGCACGGGCACUGAGAAAGAUGGCCACCAUGCAAGUACAGGCCCUGUUAUGACCUCCGCUGACGCUUUGCUGGACCUCAUCAGGUAA
This is a messenger RNA of Cottoperca gobio, 465 nucleotides long. Its product is annotated as excitatory amino acid transporter 5-like. Gene Ontology annotation, cellular component: plasma membrane. NCBI's taxonomy places the organism in Eukaryota, Metazoa, Chordata, Actinopteri, Perciformes, Bovichtidae. The coding region runs from base 1 to 465 and encodes 154 amino acids. Gene Ontology annotation, molecular function: neutral L-amino acid transmembrane transporter activity; glutamate:sodium symporter activity; L-glutamate transmembrane transporter activity. Gene Ontology annotation, biological process: L-glutamate transmembrane transport. The transcript has 3 exons. The record is from RefSeq and is a predicted model, not a curated record.